UCCGAGCAACAGAGAGGGGCAGAUACGUCGCAUACAUUGUAGACAUGGCCUGCCAGGGUACUCGCGCCAUUCUGUACGAGGCUGGUGUGCUGAAGCUGUUCGGCGCCCGCAGCCGAUGGAUUUUGCUGGGCAACGUAACAAGUGCACAGUCUGCACUAGCGGACCUGGGCGUUCUGCUAGACAGCGACGUGAUAGCAGCAGAGCGAGGUUCCACGGGAGCAUUCCUCUUGGUGGAGCUCUACCGACGUACACCUCAAGACACAAUUAUAAAGAGAGUCAUUGGAGACUGGAGGCCGCAGCUUGGGGUCCGACUGACUUCAUCAACCAUAACAUUUACUAGAAGAACAAAUCUUCAGAAAUCGACCCUCAAGGCCGUCAUGGUGGUGACAAAUAACGACAGCUUGCUCCACCUUUCGGACACCGAGGACAGGCACAUCGACACGGCCAGCAAAAUGAACUACAGGCUGUUUUGCCAUGUUGCUGACAUCGUUAACGCAAGUGUUGAGAUGGCGGUAGUCAACUCGUGGGGCUACGACGCUUGGAGUGGAAUGCUUGGCUAUCUGCACAGGGGGGACGCCGAUAUUGGGGCCAGCCCAAUGUUCGUCAUCGAGGAGCGACUGUCAAUGGUAACCUACAUCGCGGGCACCACAAGAUCCAGAGCAGAGUUCCUGUUCCGACGGCCACCGCUGUCUUUUGUGGACAACAUCUUCACCCUGCCUUUCAGCCGCUCCGUCUGGUUGGCCAGUGCUGGCCUCAUUGCAGUAAUGGGCAUCUUGCUGCACGAGGCACUGAACCAGGAAGGCAGCGUGGGAGGACAGGUGACGUGGAGCGACGUGGCUCUACUUACAGUGGGGGCCGUGUGUCAACAGGGCACUGCAGUGGAAGCCAAGGGAGCGCCUGGCAGAAUCAUCACGAUUUUCCUCUUCGUGGCUGUGAUCUUUCUGUACACUUCGUACUCCGCCUGCAUCGUAGUUCUGCUGCAGUCCUCCACGACCUCUAUCCGCACCCUGAAUGACUUGCUUCACAGUGGUCUGACCCUGGGUGCACACGAUAUCAUUUACAACAGACAUUACUUCAGGGAAGCGAGCGAUCCGAUACGGCGCGCCAUCUACAGAAAGAAGGUGAGUCCCCCAGGAGGUCCACAGAAUUUCUUACCCCUUCAAGAUGGCGUCGAAAGGGUCAGGACGAGUCCUUUUGCCUUUCACAUGGAACUAGGACCGGGCUACAAAUUCGUAUGGGACACGUUUCUUGAGGAAGAGAAGUGCAACCUGCAGACGGUUCCGUAUUUCCCUGGAACACCGGAACCAUUUGUGGCGGUUAGCAAGCAGACGGCAUUCAAGGAGAUUUUGGCAGUCGCUUAUCGCAAGGUGCAGGAGCGGGGGCUGCAGCGGCGGGAAACCCUGCGGUUCUACCACGCUAAGCCUGAAUGCACGCAGAGAGGCACCAGCUUUGUGAGCGUGGGUCUCGUGGAUUUCUAUUCUGCAGUGCUCGUGCUGGGAUACGGGAUGCUGCUGUCCCUCGGGAUCCUCCUCAUGGAAGUCUUGGUGCACAGACGGCAAAGCACAAGACAUGCGGAAAGAAGAGCAAGAGGAGCUGCACGCUAAAUUAAAUUCAUUUUCGCUCUAACGAUCACUUGCCUGUGGGUAGCUGAAUGUACUAGAAGCAGUACUAGAAGCGAAUUAGACGACCUUAAUUAGAGCAAUGCUCUCUAGCAUCGAAUGGAUAUAUCUUCGUGCAUAAUCCAGAACACAGUACAGCAACGCUGUCUGGUAGCAAAUGUGCAAAUCUGUGUUAGGAUAAAAUGGAAUAGAGCAACAUUGCCUAGAAGCAAAUAGAUGAAAGUACACUUGCUUAAUUUAAUGUACACCAACGCCAUCUAGAGCGAAUAUAUGCAUUUGUCUUUGAAUUUGCCAAAAGACGGCCACGCUAUCUAUAAGCGAGUGUAUGCAUUUGCUUUUGCAUAAACCAAUACACAGAAACAAUCUUUAGUAGUGUAUGUAUGCUUUUGUUUGCAUAAGCGAAAUAGCAGUACCUUCUAGGAGCUAGGUUGUGCCUUUGCCUUUGUUUAAACUAAUCUAGAGUGUCGUUGUCUAGGACCGAAUAUACUUUGUGUGCAUUUCCCUUUGCAUGGAACAAAACAGAGUAAUGUUGUCCUGUAGCAAAGAUAUUCAUUUGCUUUGCAUUUACCAAAUUACAGCAAGAAUAUACAUUUCUAUCGAUGAGGAAGCCAAAAGUUCUCAACAGAAGAAGGCCGACUUGUAUGCCUAAGUUGCAUUAUGAAGCUUCCACGUGGCUAGAACCUGAUGAUAAUGAUUGUAUACGAUCCUAAAGCAAAUAAAACUUCAAUGCAAAUAUGCAAGUCUAUCUGUAUCGUCAGAAUUCCACCUUCACAGCGCAAUUCAGGUAUUUACAAAAAACAUAAUGUAAUGUACUCGGGCUUCUUAAUUUGUUUGAAUAAACGUCGUUUUAAAUUGUCAUGAUACCAAAG
Molecule: messenger RNA, 2488 nt
Organism: Cryptotermes secundus
Lineage: Eukaryota; Metazoa; Arthropoda; Insecta; Blattodea; Kalotermitidae
Product: ionotropic receptor 75a
Exons: 9
Coding region: 45-1604 (519 amino acids)
Cellular component (GO): membrane
Molecular function (GO): ligand-gated monoatomic ion channel activity
Source: RefSeq, a predicted model, not a curated record